AUGGCGUUUUCCCGACGUCCCCUUGGAAUCCUUGGGAUCCUUGGGAUCUCGCUUCCCCUUCUUCUCUCCACUUUUCCUUCUCGAAAGAGUUCAGAGUUGAAACGGCCGAGCACUCGUUGGUGGCCUCUCCUCUCGACGGAAGUCCCUGGGCUCUGUACUCCUCACUCACGGUCCAGGGCUCAGUCCUUGACUCCUCCUAGCCAGACUCACACAGCACACCUCGCUGCUCAGGCAGAUGCUCCUUGUGGCUCCCGAAUACAUACCUACGAAUACACUAUUCGUGUGGGCUCAACCCAACUUGCCAAUCACCCACCCACACCCCCUCUCCACGAUCGAAGUUUCGAUAAUCCUUCUCAGUGCUGCCCUGCUGGUGCUAUUACCAAGGGUCACGGAACAUCAAACCGAUCAUCGUCUGCGCCUAUUCGUACCUCACCAGCGGGGUUCGAUGAAGCGGGCCACCAUCUCCAGCUAUGA
Molecule: messenger RNA, 474 nt
Organism: Colletotrichum costaricense
Lineage: Eukaryota; Fungi; Ascomycota; Sordariomycetes; Glomerellales; Glomerellaceae
Exons: 1
Coding region: 1-474 (157 amino acids)
Source: RefSeq, a predicted model, not a curated record